AGCGCUCCAAUUACUUUGACAAUGGCGGCUCGCUGUGUGAGUCUGUGGACCCGUUUACCCAUUUGUGCUCAGCGAAGCCAAAUACUGCGUCCAAUCCACAGGCUUCUCAGUAGCCCAGGAACUGUGGCCGCAGACACCAGGAGAGAAGAGCAGUCUUUGGGGAUCGCGGAGACAGGCUCUGAAGACAGGACUCCCAAAAAGAGAUUCUCUGAGGUGCAAAAAGAAAGACGUGAACAGGCACAGCGGACUGUUCUAAUACUUUGUCCAAAUAAAAUCAGUGAAAAAAAGUUUCUCAAAUAUUUAUCCCAACAUGGACCUAUUAAUAAUCAUUUCUUCUUUGAAAGUUUUGGUCUUUAUGCUGUUGUAGAAUUUUGUCAAAAGGAAAGUGUAGCUUCACUGCAGAGUGUGACUCGUACUCUGAGUGUGGGCACAGAGGCUGUGAUUCCAUUCAGGUCACGUUUCUUCAAUUUAAAGUUGAAGAAUCCACCGAGCCAGACUUCCGAGCAGUCAUGUAUACCAUGCAGUAACCAGUCGCCUCCUUCAAGCAAGAAGCUUUUUGAAUUACUUUGUAAUGCUGAGAGUGUAGAUGACCAGCUGAACACUCUGUUGAAGGAGUUCCAGCUGACGGAGGAGAACACGAAGCUGCGCUAUCUCACCUGUUCGCUCAUCGAAGACAUAGCUGCUGCCUAUUUUCCAUACUGUGAAGUCAGACCCUUUGGCUCUUCCGUGAAUGGUUUUGGGAAAUUAGGAUGUGAUUUGGACAUGCUUUUGGAUCUAGAUGAAAUUGGAAAAUCCAGUGCUCACAAGACCUCAGGAAACUUUCUGAUGGAAUUUCAAGUGAAAAAUGUUGCUUCAGAAAGAAUUGCAACUCAGAAGAUCCUGUCUGUGAUAGGAGAAUGCCUUGACCACUUUGGCCCUGGUUGUGUGGGUGUACAAAAAAUAUUGAAUGCUCGGUGUCCACUAGUGAGGUUCUCACACCAGGCCUCUGGAUUUCAGUGUGAUUUGACUGCCAACAAUAGGAUUGCCUUGAAAAGUUCUGAACUCCUUUAUAUAUACAGUGCCCUGGACUCGCGAGUGAGAGCCUUGGUGUUCAGUAUCCGGUGUUGGGCUCGAGCACAUUCAUUAACGAGUAGUAUUCCUGGUGCUUGGAUCACAAAUUUCUCCCUUACAAUGAUGGUCAUCUUCUUCCUGCAGAGGAGAUCACCUCCUGUUCUUCCAACACUGGACUACUUAAGAACCCUAGCAGAUGCAGAAGAUAAAUGUAUAAUAGAAGGCCACAACUGUACAUUUAUUUGUGACUUGAAUAGAAUUAAACCUUCAGAAAACACAGAAACACUAGAAUUAUUACUGAAGGAAUUUUUUGAAUAUUUUGGAAAUUUCGCUUUCAAUAAAAAUUCCAUAAAUAUUCGACAGGGAAGGGAACAGAACAAACCCGAAUCUUCUCCACUGCACAUUCAGAAUCCUUUUGAAACUUCUCUCAACAUCAGCAAAAAUGUAAGCCAAAGCCAGCUGCAAAAAUUUGUAGAUCUGGCCAGAGAAAGUGCCUGGAUUUUACAUCAGGAAGAUAAAGAUCACCCUUCCCCAUCAAGUAAUCAGCCAUGGGGGCUGGCAGCCCUGCUACUGCCUUCUGUAGCGAACAGUAUGUCUCAUGCCAAGAAGAAAAGGAAGAAGCCUGCAAAUGAACGGGUUAAAAACUUGUUGGAAUCCAUAAAAAGUAGCAGUACAGAAAAUUCCACAAACACCAGUGGGAAAAGAACAGAUAGUACUCAAGCAUAAUGGCUUCUGCUUGGCUUUAAGAGCUGGUUUUAUCCUAUAAAAUGAUCUUCGGGCUGCCUGGUGGACUUUUCACAAAGCUCAACUUUCACCUGAUGUCUCCUCUUUUCGUGAUCUUCGAUCUUCUCUCUGGGCCCUUGAUCUGGUCUCAAGUUCUGGGACGUUUUCAGGCUGAUCAGGCUACGACACGGGCACUUUAUUAAAACAUCAGCUACAAGGAACAGGAGAAUGAAGAUUGAAAUGUACGUUAAUAACUGUACAAGCGAACGGUAAAGAUUAGUUUUAGAAUCAUUGUCGAUACCCUUGUCAGUCCCUAGGUAUGUACAUGUACAGUCAAAUGCAAUAAAGCUUCACAUUUUGGUAAUACU
Phyllostomus hastatus (greater spear-nosed bat) is the source of this 2141-nucleotide messenger RNA. RefSeq names its product mitochondrial poly(A) polymerase (gene MTPAP). The coding region runs from base 22 to 1776 and encodes 584 amino acids. The record is from RefSeq and is a predicted model, not a curated record. Gene Ontology annotation, cellular component: mitochondrion. NCBI's taxonomy places the organism in Eukaryota, Metazoa, Chordata, Mammalia, Chiroptera, Phyllostomidae. Gene Ontology annotation, molecular function: poly(A) RNA polymerase activity. The transcript has 9 exons.